AUGCCUAGCUCCGAAGAGGACGGCGGAAAGAAGCGUCAAGUCCAUCCAAUAGAAGACGAGACGCCAAAGAAGGUGAAAGUCGACGAUGUCCCAAAACAAAGUCCCAGUUCUUCCAAAGAACCACCAGCGCCUUCCACAACAACAACCACCACAACCACAACCACAACCACAACCACCACAAAACCAACUCCACCGUCCAGGAGCACACCCUCCAAUGUAGCUUCCAAACCCAGUCCAGAAUCCGCUGAUGAGCAAGAUGUACCGUCUCCUUCGUUCAAUUUGGAGAAGAUUCGAAGCAUGUGGAAGGACAAGGACCGACCGGUAUGGGAUUUGGAAGGAGCUCUCUUGUAUUUGGUCCAGGAACUCGACGAACGCGAAUACUUGACUCACGACGAGACGGUGUGGGUAACCUUUCGGGUGGGACAUGCGGGGGAUGCCUCCACCAUUGCUAACUGGUAUCGAUUGGCCAAGAAACUGGUUUUGGAACAAGAAGCCGCCGAAGAGAACAACAAUGACAGUGACUUGAACAAAGAAGAAGAAGAAGAAGAUCCCGAAAUUGAAACUGAUCAGGUGCCACAACAAAUUCCAACGGAACCAGCUCGAGCAGAAGAGGAGGAAGGUAAUGCGUCGAAUUCGGCAGGUAUGUUGGAAGUGUGGUUGGCUGAUGGGUUUGGAGAUGAUAGGAGAUUGCCCUAUGUGUACGGUUUGGUGGCAGAUGUGCAUAUGAUUUCAGCCUCCUCCAAACAGGUUACCGGACCUUAUUUGUCGCCAUCCUCUGAUCAGGAAGAAGACGAAGACCACGACGACGAGGAAGAAGAAGAAGAAGAUCAAAAGAAGGAAGCAACGGUAGACGAAAUCAUAGACAUACCACCUGGUGAUUUGAAGAAAAGUGCCGUUACCAAAGAAUUGGGUGCGGUCGCUUUGCUGACCACAGGGUUUGACGAAGGCCUAGAAAAGAUCUUGAAGAUUGAAUGGCUAGGCUUGAAUCCCGAUCUUCCGACCGCAGCUCUUAUCAUACUUAGACAACGAGUAUGGUUGCGUUUGUCAACCUUGGCGGUCAUGAUGGGUUGCGAUGGGGGCAUUGAGUGGGAGCAACGGUUUUCCUUGGAUCCAUUGCAACACCAACACCAACAACAUCAAGAGCAACAGCAAGAGCAACAACAAGAAAAGGAACAACAAGAGCAACAGGAAGGCGAAGAAGAAGAAUUUUCCAAGAAGCCUCCCGCUAGAGUGUCACCCCGAGCCGAGUAA
This is a messenger RNA of Cylindrotheca closterium, 1251 nucleotides long. Lineage: Eukaryota; Bacillariophyta; Bacillariophyceae; Bacillariales; Bacillariaceae. The record is from the annotation of a GenBank genome assembly.